CUCCGCCCUGCUCCCAACGUCGGGAGCAGCGGCCACGCUCGCGUGCGGCCGGCGUGACGCUGCGCUCCGGCAGCGCGCCGUGACGUUGAGCGGGAGGGCCCUGCAGCAGCGGAGAUGGCAUCAUCAGACUCAGUCACAACUUGUCUUUCUCCACCUGUGCAUUAUGUGCUUUGCAAACUUGGCUUUGAGAAAAAAGACCUCUAUGAUAUUAAUAAUAUUGUGUCUGAAAAUGGAGAAGUGUGUUGGCAAUCUAUUACAGAGCACGUGCAUUAUCUUGAAUCAGAUCGAAGUGUGGAUUAUAUCAAAAGCAUACGAUCGCUUGGACCUGUAUGUGAAUCUGUUAAUUUGCACUUCAAAUCUCUGACCAAGGACAAAUUUGUAGUUCAGUAUGCAGUAUGGUUCCAGUGGACAAACUACGCAGAGUUAUUUCUUGAAGUGUUUGAUGUUCUACAAUAUGCCCAAUCUACAGAAGUUGCUCUUGGGUUAAUGAAACUAACAUCGUGCUUGGAGAGAGCUUUGGGUGAUGUACAUUUACUGAUUGGUAAAGAUUGUCCCUUCCUUCUAAGAGAUUUGCUUGCUUCUGAGCAGCUUGCAGUUGUUUUUGGACAAGUUGUAAUGGAUGUACUCAGGAUAUUCAUUGGAUCACCAUAUGGUCUGAAUCUUCGUAAUGUUUUGUGGCAUGGGUUUGCAUCCCCACAUGAAAUUCCUGCAAAAUAUUGUGCUAUGCUGCUUUUUUUAACUGCAGGAUUGGGUCAGUUGUUGCAGACAUAUCUUCUGAAAACUAAAUAUGUUUUAGUACAUCGACCUUAUGUGACCUUCAUUAGAUUAGAGGAUCUUGAUGCAUUUCCAGAUCUUAAUCAUGAAACACUUCGUGUAGCGGAAGAGCUACUGCAAGUGUCUAACUUUGUGCUAAGAACAAUGUUACCAUUUUGGAUGGCUGCUUUAACAGCUUUCAAGCAAAGUAGGUAUGCUGACUGUGUGAUUCUCUUACUUCCUCAGCUGGAAGCUGGACUUAGAUUGCUCUUCACUACAACUAAUAACUGUCCUAAUAGAUUGCUAACAGCUGAGUCUUCUGCUUUCUACACCACUUUUGAUGAGAUGCUAACAAAGCAUUUGGAUAAUGAAGAAAUCAAUCAGCUUCCUUCUGUUCUUGAAGAACCUGCUAUGGAAUUUCUUUGGGACUUCUUGAACCACCAGGAGGGUCCACGCAUAAGAGACCAUUUAAGCCAUGGAGAGAUCAAUCUAAAAGCAUUUCCCAGAGAAAUAGCCAAUCAGUUGGUGGCGUUUGCAAUUACAUUACUUUGCAGGUUCUCAGAUGAAGACACAGUUGCUUUUAAGGAACACUUAAUCAUAAAGCCACUGAUGAACUGUGCAAGUUGCUACCGCUCUCGAUUUCAUCCAAUUUCCAGACUUAAGAAACAGGUGCUAGAAUGUAUGAAGAGCAUUCACUUGUGGCAUGAAUUACCAACAGUGACUGAGGAACAAAUUCAAACACUUAAAGGGUUGGAAGGAAAUACUGAAGCUAGUAUGUUAGUUUUAAAGGUGGCUGAAAUUCUCUCUCAGUUGCAGCAGUAUUUGCCCUGUAACUUCUAUAAUUCAGAUGACCCAAUGAGUACUGUUGCAACAGAGAGGCUGUUGCUAGAACUUUGUGCUAGGCACGUUAGCACACUCUAUUCUCCAAGACCUGUUCUGGAAGUGUUAGUGGUACUCCGUAAAAUAUGCACACAGUGCCAUCAAGUGUCUGAACAAGUUAUUGCCAGCAUUAAGUUGAGAUACCAACAGUGGACAGAAAAGACUCUACGUUCUCGCCAGAGGCAUAACUAUCUACGAAUGUUGAACAGCAUUAAGUUUUUAUCUCCGGUGUUACGGCUCAUCUUAGUGUUGAUUACUCUGGAACUUGUUAAUGUCCACUUGGUCUGUAAGAAGAAUCCUUCUGAUUAUCAUCAGUAUCUAAAGUUUUUGAAGUCUGUCUUGCAGUAUGCUGAGAACUUGGUGACAUACACAAGCCUUGAGAAAAACAAGUGGGAUGAAACCAUACAGCUAACAAAUAAGGCUUUAUUAAAAAUAAGGAAAUUCAGUGAUGGAAAGCUGACAUUGAUACAGUCAGCUACAUAAAUACUUUUAAUGUUAUUUGGACGUUGUUAUAUCUUAAAUGCUUUGGAGUCCUCAUGCUUGUCAAGUCUAAGAUUUAAAAGCAAACUUCAUCAUUGUAAAAUUUUGGAUGCAAAAGUCAUUAUUUCUAUUAUAAGGCUGUUGACAGCAGAGUUAAGAUCAGGCUUCUGAGGAAUGGGCUGUUCAUCAAAUUCACUGAAAAAGAUUGAAUGUGAACCAGGUCAGGAUGGUGCAUGUUCUACUUCAAGUAUAUAAUGUAUUUUGUAGAUUGGUUUUAAAAAAAAAAAAAGAUUUUUAUUACACUGUAAGUAUCUAAGAAUAUGAAUAAAUACUCUGAAAAUUUUUAAAUGCCAGAAGAUUUUUUUAUUUUGCUGAAAUACACUAGAAAUGGUACCAAAUAUUGUGAUCAACAUAUUAAGACACAAUAAAUAGCACAAUAUUUAGCAUUAAGUAGUAUUCCUUGAUAGUGUGAUUGUUUUUAUUAGUUCAAAACAGACUCAGAUCAUGCACAAUGUUUAUUUUGUUUAAUAGCGUCUACUCGCUCCCAAUACAGAUCUAGUUAAUGAAUUAAUUUCAUAUAGGUUAAAUAUGAAUACUAACAUACAUACUCAUAGGCACACACUUAUUGUGGUACAAAAAAUUGUCCUCUUGUUGGACACAAGAUUCUUUAGGUUUUUGUUUUUUUUCCAAAAUCUGUUCUUGCCCCUUUCUAAUCCUCAAGGAAUAGAGUUCCAAAGAAAUGCAUCAAUUUAAGAACAGAUUCAUAGGAGACCUCCUGUCUCUAUUUCUUUCUGGUAUGGAGUGUAAGACCAGAGGAUAAUAUCCAGAGAUUGUUUGGAUAUGCAAAGGAUUAGAGAUUCAAAUCACAUUUCAGUAAGAUUCUUUGCAAUGUUUCUUGACAUUCUCGUAAGGAGAAAAUUAUUAGUUUAUUUGGUAUGGAGGGCAGAUCUACACUGAGAUCAUAUUGCUUCCUUUAUGCUACCCUCGCACCAUACUGUUAUUGUUUGUUUAAAUUUAAUUUUAUCAGUUUCCAUGUUUUUUUGUCACUAUAGAACUAAAUCAUAUGGAGAAGUGAGAACUAGAGAAAAAUAGAAUUAAAGCUAGGCAUAGUUAAUCCAAUGCAGUCUUUGAGCCCCAGUCUGGAAUUUCAGCUUUUUUUUUUUUUCAGCUGUAAUGGAAGGUCUAAUUACGUUUUUGAAGGCGCCUUUUCUAUCCAUUGACUUUACCUGCACUUCUGACACUUGCUUUGUUCAUAAGUAUUACAUGACAAAAAUUUACUAAAUCUUUAUGUAUUUGCUAUAGGAAAGAGAUUAAUAAUUUAAAACUCACUGCAUUUAAAAAGUACGUGAAUAGAUAACAAACUUUCAUAGAAUCACCAAGUUUGGAAAAGUCCUCUAAGAUCAUCCAGUUCAAUCAUCUGCCUAUCACCAAUGUUUCCCACUAACCCAUGUCCCUCAGUACAACAUUUAAAUGUUUCUUGAACACCUCCAGGGUUGGUGACUCCACUACUUCCUUGGGCAGCCCAUUCCAGCACUGGACCACUUUCUCGGAGAAGUAUUUUCUAAUGUCCAACCUGAAUCUCCCCUUCUCCUUGUUGAAAGUAUGUUUGUGCACAGAAAAGCACCUUAUAGACCAUAGAUGAAUAUUUUCAAUGUGACUUUUUCUUCCCGUAUUUGAACUUUGCUAAAGUGAUCUUGCAUGCUUUUCUUUUCCUCUGCAUUUACUGAGGAAAGAGUACGCUGACAGUUUCUCCUUUAGUAAUUAAUGCCAUAGUUGUGAUUUGAUGUUUUAAAUCUAUGGUAACAAAUGUGAUGGACAUCUAGCAGUUUUGUCAAAGAUGUUUCUCCUACCUCUGAAGUUCUCUGAUGGGAUUGCUGCUACAGCCUAUUGAUGUCCAAAUUUGGAACAGGCUGAGGCAAUCCAAUUAAUUCUGACUUGAUGCUAUUAUAAUCUUAGACAGUUUCAAUAGAGCUACAUACUGGGCUUAUGGUGUCUUCCUGCUGUUACAAGACUUACAGAGUUGCAGAAUAAUUGUAUAUUCUCUGUGUAAGUAUAUAUAUGCACGUUGAGGAAGAAAUUGCAAGGGACGUGGUAUAGUUGAUUGUUUUUGUUGUUUAUCAGUUACCUGAAAUUACUUCUCUACUCCAGUUGUAUAUCUUUGCCAUCUGCUUGGAGUUACUUGGAUUUCAAGAUACUAUCUGUCUUGACUCUGAAUCUUCUGUUUUACUGAGUGCAAAAGAGGUUUGGAAUAACCAAAGACAUAGCAGAUGUGUGCAGAAGCUGACAAAACAUGUUUAAAUGCAAGUGUUCUGUUGUUGUUGUUGUCCAAACUGAAUUCAUAAAUGAACUGUCCAAAACUUCA
Molecule: messenger RNA, 4474 nt
Organism: Lagopus muta (rock ptarmigan)
Lineage: Eukaryota; Metazoa; Chordata; Aves; Galliformes; Phasianidae
Gene: ERMARD
Product: ER membrane associated RNA degradation
Exons: 18
Coding region: 115-2115 (666 amino acids)
Source: RefSeq, a predicted model, not a curated record